AACCUUCAGGUUGAUCUUUGUAAUUAAUCAAUACUUAGGUUUUGAUACUUCCAGUUUUGGUUGCCGUGGGUUUACCCGACCGCGAACCGACUCGCGCCCCAACUUCCCGUUCACAACGUUUUAACAGUGGCAUACACAGAGGUUGCCCAAAAAUCAUCAAUCCGUUGUUUCAAGUUCAAACUUUGUGCCCUAGAAGAAGAAUUUAAGGAAACAUGUCGGGCAUGGGAGAUGGAUACGUGGGUACGGCCCAAGACGCCGUCAGAAUCCGACGGCUUGAAAAGCAGAGAGAAGCAGAGCGGCGAAAAAUUCAGGAGCUAAAGAAUAAGACUGCUUCAUCUAAAGGCCAACCUGGUCUUCUUCAAUUCGGGUCCAGUACAUCCGAGAUUCUCGAGACUGCUUUUAAAAAGGAAACUGUGGGUCUUGUUACAAGGGAGCAAUAUGUUGAGAAGAGGGUCACUAUUAAAACCAAGCUUGAAGAGGAAGAAAAGGAGAAGCUUCAGAAAUUGCAACAAGAGGAGGAAGAGCUUCAGUUACAAAAGCUUAAAAAGAGGAAGAUAAAGGCUGACCCUCGGCUAUCUUUUUGCGAUGAUUUGGAUAAUGGCAACGAAGAUGAAGACGAGGAAAACAAGAAUGAAGAAUCUGACAAGCGUGUGUGGAGAAAAUUUGGCAAAGAUCCUACAGUAGAGACCAGCUUCUUACCGGACAGUGAGAGGGAGGCAGAGGAACAAGCUGAACGUGAAAGGCUCCGGAAACAGUGGGUGCGCGAGCAGGAGCUAAUCAAAAACGAGCCUCUACAAAUCACUUACAGCUAUUGGGACGGAACAGGCCACAGACGAGUGAUCCAGGUGAGGAAGGGUGAUUCCAUAGGGGAGUUUCUUCGGGCUGUUCAGCAGCAGCUUGCACCUGAGUUUCGAGAGGUUCGAACUACUUCAGUGGAGAAUCUUCUUUAUGUGAAAGAAGAUCUAAUCAUUCCUCAUCAACACAGUUUCUAUGAGCUGAUUAUAAACAAAGCCAGGGGAAAGAGUGGACCGCUUUUUCACUUUGAUGUCCAUGAAGAUGUGCGGACCAUUGCUGAUGCUACUAUAGAGAAGGAUGAGUCACAUGCUGGGAAAGUUGUAGAGAGGCAUUGGUAUGAAAAAAACAAGCAUAUAUUUCCAGCUUCUCGGUGGGAGAUAUAUGACCCAACAAAGAAGUGGGAGCGAUAUACAAUCCACGGGGAUUAAGCGUAUCAAAAUCAUUUCACGCCAACGUGCGCGUGUCAGUUUACACCAUUGGACUGUUAAAGACAGGAGGACUGUAUCUAUAAUAUUUACUUGUAUGAUGCUUGUGUAAGAACAAAUGGGCUGCCAAUGUAUUGUCCUUUUUGGACUGAGAACUCCUGUUCUGGAUAAUUAAUGUACGGCCUUUUGUUUUAACAUUUUUAUUUCUUCUUCUACUUUGUUUUUCAGUUUCCAAAGAAUAUCCCUGUUGAACUCUAGAUGGCAACGUGCGCACUACAAGUCCACUUUCAGUUAUUACUGCAUCUUUAGUUAAUUUGUUGAUGCCACUUGCUUGGCGUAGUAAACAGAAAAAUGGCGAAACAGUUGGCAUGACAAUAUUAACUUGUAUUUUUAGCUUUCA
Nicotiana attenuata is the source of this 1620-nucleotide messenger RNA. Its product is annotated as protein XAP5 CIRCADIAN TIMEKEEPER. The transcript has 12 exons. The record is from RefSeq and is a predicted model, not a curated record. Gene Ontology annotation, biological process: chromatin organization. Gene Ontology annotation, cellular component: nucleus. Lineage: Eukaryota; Viridiplantae; Streptophyta; Magnoliopsida; Solanales; Solanaceae. Bases 213 to 1223 code for a protein of 336 amino acids.